CUCGUGCAAAUGGACUUUUGAGAUUCCCCAAUUCCACUUUCUACUCGCCCAUGUCCACUUUGUCACUUUUGACUCUCCAUGUCUUGACUUGUUCCCUUUCCUCGGGCAAAACAACUGGUUUCCCCCUGUUUGAUUCCUAUUGUCUUGUUUAUUCUUUCAUCCCUAGAGGUACCCUACCACCACUUGCACCCCUCGAGGUCCCCUCUUCUCCUCUAUACAUCCAUCACCUCCAUUCUUCCUACCCAGGAGAAGAAUCAAGGACGGUAUCCAUUCGCUUCCAGUCGAGAGCCGAACGAGACGAGCGAGUCAAUUCCGAGCCGAAUCGCAAUUCCUCGCCCACCACCACCCUCGACCAUCCUCGACAAAACCCCCGUCCGAAUUAAAUUGUAGUCACUCGUUGUCGAUCGUUGCGACUCUCCGUCCACCAGACUCCCCCAUCAGACUCCAGUCCACCACACCCCAUGGGUCACUGUUAGGACUGAUUCGCUGUCGUCCCGUCAUCGUCGACCUACCUCACCAACCACGACAGCAAAGACAGCUACCCCGUGUCAGGCCGACCGCUCGAAUGCGCCAUUCUCCAACAUAGGAAAACCUGCUUUGACGCACACCAUCCGACACUCGCUUGCGACCCCUCCA
Messenger RNA from Neurospora tetraspora, 636 nucleotides. RefSeq lists its product as uncharacterized. NCBI's taxonomy places the organism in Eukaryota, Fungi, Ascomycota, Sordariomycetes, Sordariales, Sordariaceae. The record is from RefSeq and is a predicted model, not a curated record. The transcript has a single exon. The coding region runs from base 51 to 383 and encodes 110 amino acids.